Molecule: messenger RNA, 1425 nt
Organism: Candidozyma duobushaemuli
Lineage: Eukaryota; Fungi; Ascomycota; Pichiomycetes; Serinales; Metschnikowiaceae
Product: Zn(II)2Cys6 transcription factor domain-containing protein
Exons: 2
Coding region: 1-1425 (474 amino acids)
Biological process (GO): regulation of DNA-templated transcription; cellular response to starvation
Cellular component (GO): nucleus
Molecular function (GO): DNA-binding transcription factor activity, RNA polymerase II-specific; zinc ion binding; RNA polymerase II transcription regulatory region sequence-specific DNA binding
Source: RefSeq, a predicted model, not a curated record
AUGACCAGGCGACUCACACCCCAGGAGAAAAAGGCCAGGAGACCUGCCUCCAGAGCCUGCACGUUCUGCCAUUCCAAGCACCUCCAGUGCUCCAACACAAGACCGUGUCAGAAUUGCAUCAAACGAGGUAUCGCCAAUGAUUGCCAGGAUGUGGUUCGAAAAAAGGCAAAGUACAUGACGCCGCCGGAGCCAGACAGACCCCAGGUGACCCAGCCGAAACAAGAACCCGAGUUUGACCUCCACAAUCUCCACAGCAGGUCCUACAGCAUGAACCUCGCAGAAAGCAUCGAACUGGCACUAGGGAAGGAUUCCAGUGGACUGACGCCUUCAACGAACUUCAACUCCAAUUUCCUCAACCAGGAGUACAUGAUGCUUGGCGACUUGAUCCUGAAGCCGCUGCUGCCGUCGCUGUCGUUUGACAAUCUCAAUAUGCCACCUCCGAUGGUCUCACCAAACAUUGUAUCUGACCACGAUACAGACAGAGAAAGCAGGCCGUUUAUUGCGUUGGGGGACGCUAGAGAUGACGAUUCGGGCCUGGAUUUUUCGCUCCAGUUUGCCAAAGCCACAGAGGCCCAGUACGUGCUGCCUUUGCUUUCUCACCAUAUCUACCAAACGGUGCAAGAUAUCUAUUCCAACAAAAUCAUUGGUUUCGACUACCCGUCGUCAUACCACUCGCUCACCUUUUUUUUAAAGAAACGCUUUGCAUUAAGCGAUACGGAUGCGCUGCCGGAGGAAAACGCUAGAAAACGCAACAACCUACUAAUAAUCUUGAAGCUCAUUGCCUCGUACAGACCUACGUUUAUCAGUGCCCACAAGUCGCUUUUCAAGCCGUUUGAUUUCCAGUUCUUGGAAAUGUCGUUCCAGCGGUGCUUGCUAGAUUACGAGAAUCUUUCAAAGUUGAAUGCUUCCCCUACAAUCAUCUGGCGUCGUACGGGCGAGAUUGUCAGUAUAUCUAAUGAUUUGGUCAACCUUCUUGGUCUCAGAUCGUCCGACAUUCUCUCGAAGCGUACGUUUAUCAUCGAGCUCAUGUACGACGACGAGUCGAUCGUGGAGUACUUCCGCUUGUUCAAAUCGGUAGCAGUGGGAAACCUUCACUCUACCAUUGUCACUCGUUGUAAGCUCAUAAAGCGGUUUACGGAACAUGAAAGAAUUGCUCGGACAAACACAAGAAUCAGGGAUUAUGAUUAUAUCGAGUUUUGCUCGGCCUGGACGGUCAAGCGGGAUCUUUUCGACAUUCCCAUGAUGAUAGUUGGUCAGUUUCUUCCUCACGCAUUACUUGUUGGAGGCGCCUUGUACGGCUGCGGUGUCGCAUACAUGGUCAAGAACUACUACCAGCGGUCGUCUUUCAGAAAGAUCUACGUCACGGCUGACAAGAACUACGAAAAUGUCAAGAUCUUGCACCCACCAACGCAGGCGUCGGUCUGA